Molecule: messenger RNA, 3865 nt
Organism: Corylus avellana
Lineage: Eukaryota; Viridiplantae; Streptophyta; Magnoliopsida; Fagales; Betulaceae
Source: RefSeq, a predicted model, not a curated record
CACUAGUAGUGUUGGAGCUACAAAAGUGAGACAAAAUCCAUUUGGUGCCUCAUCAACUAGAUCUAAAGGCGUAAUGCCUGAUCAGUGUAUGCGGAUUCCAAAUGAUGAUGCUUCGAUCCUCAAAGUUGUCCCUCAAAUUGAUGAAAAUGAAACUGUAUGUGAUUUGGAGUUGGAUGACAAGAAUGACAAUGACAUACAAUUUGAUCAAAAUGUUAAAGAACCCAAGAACGGAAUGAGGUUUAGCUCCGAACAAGAACUUUUCUUAUAUUAUGAGCGGUAUGCUCAGCGAGCAGGUUUUGGGGUGAUACGUAAAGGAAGUAAAAAUAAACCAUGUGGAAGUGUAAAAUACCUCACCCUUGCUUGUGCUCAUUAUGGCAAGACAAAAGCCAAGGCAAGUAAUAUUGGUAAGUCAAAUCCAACAAAGAAAACAGGGUGUAAGGCCAAGAUCAAUGCGCGGUUAGUUGAUGGAGCGUGGUUUUUGACUACUGUUGAGGUUGACCAUAAUCAUGCUUUAAGCCCAGGCAAAGCUAGAUCUUUUCGAUACAAUAGGAAGUUAGCUUGUAUUGGGAAAAGAAAGCUUGAACAAAAUGAUAGUGCUGAAGAAGGUAUGAGGAGGAACCCCAACUCUCUCGUUGCUAAAGUUGAGGGGUAUGAGAAUCUUCCGUUUGUAGAGAAAGAUUGUCGGAACUUUAUUGACAAGGUAAGACAUCUUCGGCUUUGCAAAGGAGGUGCUGGAGUGCUUCAUGACUAUUUCAGUAGAAUACGAGAAAUGAAUGAUGGCUUUUACACUGUGAUGGAUUUGGAUGAUGAAUCUAGGUUAAGAAAUGUGUUUUGGAUUGAUGUACGGAGUAGGGCAGCGUAUGAGUAUUUUGGGGAUGUAAUUACAUUUGACAUGACGUACUUGGCUAAUAUGUACGAAAUGCCAUUUGCUUAUUUUGUGGGAGUGAAUCAUCAUGGCCAGUCAAUACUUUUGGGGGCGGGAUUACUAUCAAGUGAAGAUACAGAGACAUUUGUUUGGUUGUUUGAAACAUGGUUGAAAUGCAUGAACGGUCAAGCUAUAAAUGCAAUUAUAACAAAUCAAGAUAAGGCUAUGAAAAGUGCAAUUGCAAGAGUUUUUCUUGGAGCCCGUCAUAGAUUCUGUUUGUGGCACAUUAUGAGAAAAGUCCCUGAAAGGCUUGGAUCACAUGCUCAAUACACCUGUGGCUUGAAGAAUGCCAUAGAAACUUGUAUAUAUGAUUCUCAAACGUGUGCUAGAUUCAAUGAGAGUUGGCAAAGUCUACUUGAGAGUUAUGAUCUUCAGGAUAAUGCAUGGUUGUGUGGGUUAUAUGGUGCCCAACAUAUGUGAAAGAUACAUUUUGGGCCGGAAUGAGUACUACACAAAGAAGUGAAAGUAUGAAUGAAUUUUUUGAUAGUUAUGUGCAUUCAAGGAGCACAUUGAAGGAAUUUUUUGACCAAUUUGAUCAUGUUUUGAGGAGAAAGGUUUUGGACGAGAAAACAUAUGAUUUUGAUUCUUUUAAUAGCACCAUUCCAUGUAUAUCCCAUUACCCUAUUGAGAAGAAAUAUCAAGAUGUUUACACCAAUGCAAAGUUCAAAGAAGUUCAGGAAGAGUUUAGGUGCUUGAUGUAUUGUGAUUGCUCUCGUCUUAAAUGUGAAGGUGCAAUUUCUACCUAUCAAGUGUCUGAUGAGGUAAAAGUUGAUGACUGCAUAAAGGAAUUAAGAUUCUGUGUUUACUUCAAUGAAGAUGAAUAUGAAGUGAAAUGCAAUUGUGGGUUGUUUGAAUUUAGAGGAAUCUUGUGUAAGCAUGCCCUUAUCGUAUUAAACCUAAGGAAAGUUAGAUUGUUACCAACAAAAUAUAUUCUUGACCGAUGGAGGAAGGACUUGAAGCGAACAAAAUAUGAUGAUUUGAGUAGCAACCUUGAUGCACAAAGAUAUGGCCGCAUGAUGAAAAAUAUUUUUGAAGUAGCAUUGAUCACAGCAACAAGCGAGGACCAUUACAUGGAUGUCAUGCAUCAUCUAGAUAUGUUAAAGGUGAAAUACUAUGGCUUAAGGUGUGAACCUAGUCCACCUUCCCAUCACCUUCCAAGUGCAUCUUCUAUAUGUAAUGAAGCCAUUGAUGGUGUGGCAGUAAAAAGUAAUAAGGUGUUUAGUACUGUUGUGGUUUGGAGUAAAUGGAGGUCACCUUUAAAAAGAAAGGUGCCUACAGUAGAAAAAAUGGUGAAGAGAUUACAAGCAAAAAAGAAACAAUCAAGUGACCACAAUGCCAAACAUAAGAGAAGAAAAAAUAAGACCUGCCAAGCAAUGCAAGAAAGUGAAGUGAACACAAGUGAAACUCCAUUGCCUUCGGUAACUGAUACUCAACGUGGUUAUAUAAUUGGAACUCAAGAUAAUGCAAUUACUCAGGUAUACAAAACAAUUAGUGGGCUUGAUGGAAUGUUUUGUUGUUGUUGAUUUAUAUAUUUGUAAGAGUCAAAAGUAUUAAAUUCUAGUAGGGUUCUCAAGAAAUCACAGAGUUGAUUGCAGCUGAGAGAGAAAAGUUGACAUCAGUACCUGCUGGUGGUGGCGCUAUUGUUUAUGUAAUGUUUUGCUUAUAAGAACCUAGAUUGAUUCUCUUUUUUUCUCUCGUACUAACGGCAAAUUACAUUGUUAUGUCCUUGCUAUUCCUCCUUUUCUUUUUGUAGUUUUUUAUAACUUAGACAUGUUUGUUUAUUUUGCUAACUUACAAAUUUGUUUUGCUGCAGGAUAUGGGUUUCAGCCUCUUUGACUACUAAGUGAUUGAGCUGGCUAGUUUGUUUGUAUGGAGGCUCUUUUAUUUUGAGCUAGUGCUUUUAGUAGAUGUUACAAGAUUUUGUGUCUGUAGUUGGCUGAUAUUGGUGUAUGGUUUUUGUAAGUGUUGGACAGUUGGAAAGUGUAUGGUUUUUACAGUGAUUUUCAGAAAACUUCAUAUGCAAUUUCUUGGAAUAGCUCCAGACCCAAGCUGAGGUGGCUUUGUGUUUUGUUUUGUAGGUGUGAAGCAUUGAGUAUAAAAUGUGCAUGUCUUAAAUUUGUUCUCUUGAUCUUGUAAUUUAGUGGGAUAACUUAGUCUAGCAACAAUGCCUUCAAAAUUUUGAUAGAAAUAGGCAUUAAUUAAUGGUGAAGCUGGACUAGUGAUGGUAAGUCUGUCUAUGAUAACCUUUUCUAGUCUUGGAGCUGCAAGGACUGAUGCCAUAUGACUUUGGAAUUUGGAUGCUGAGGCAAGCUGUCAUCGUGCAAAGUACUUAAGUCAGCUUCCAGACUUCAUUUUGGCGUAGAGACAUGCCUGAUUUAGAAGAAAGUACUUUCUCCUGGAAAGAUUGAAAUGGUUGGUGACGGCUCGAGAUUCAGCUUCCAGAUUUUAACCCUCGCCUCCUAACCACUCCAUUUGCCCAAUUCUUAAGGAUGUGAUGGAUGACCCUUGUGUCGCUGCGGACGGUUACACUUGCAGCCGUAGAGCAAUAGAUCUCUGGCUGGCUUGAAGAGAACGAUAAAUCACCCAUGACAAUUGUUAUUGAAAGCAAAUGUUUGAAGACCUUGCGCUCAUAGCAAGAAUUGUUACUCCUUAGUCUCUCUCUGUUAAAGUUGGUGAUUAUGAAACCUUGGAACACCAAGGUUUCUUUCGUGCUGCAGCCGCUUUAGAAGAAUUUUGUGAGGGUUCCUCCAACACUAGUACUCAACCGUAUCGUUACCCCAAAACUUAUGUCGUUUAGAUUUAAUUUCAGCCAGCCGAUGCUUUUUGUUUUUCUAGCUUUCUUAUUUCAUGGAGUUGUAGGUACCUAGAUUUUUCAUCGCAAUCUUCAUUAUUUGUAUGCUUCUCUUCCAUCUCAAAUUGCUUUAGUGAUAAUUAAAAAUA